GGCCCCAUUCACUUCCAUUGUAAGUGCCUUAUCGUAACCUUGAUUUUUGCUAUUUUUAUUUUAUUUGAUUUUUUUUAGUCGAGAUGAGUCGAAAUUUAUUUUGUGGUAAUCGACAUUUCUUCACUACUGAUUAUAUUGAAUAUACCCUUUGAAGCCACUGUAUAUAAAUACAGUGUAUGUAGGACAGUCAAACUAAUACAGGAAUGGAUAAACAGUCAUAAAUUAUGCGCGAGGGGGCGGGGCUUAGAUAGUGGGCGUAUCAUUUAUCCGGCCGUCCCACACUGAUGUACCUCAUCUGUCCCGCACUGUGUGCAUCCUCCAAAACACAAACUCUACAGCUAUUUUACCGUCUUUUCUCAUGCAAAGCAAGUCGCGUCGGAACACAGAGGUUCAAAUGCUUGGAAAGUAAUUUAUCCCAGCCUGAUAAACAGAGACAGCCCAUUGAAAAGCAACUAAACCUGUUUAAAUGUCCCGUGCGUCCUCCAUAUUUGGACAACAGAGGAAACCGAACUGCCUUCUGUCCAUCGGACGAGUCGCCACGAUUAAAAUUCUGACAAUUUAACGCGUUUCAACGAGGUGAAGGGACUUUACAGAGAGGGGCUAUACCAUCACUGAAGAGGAACCAAACAAUUGACCAGAUGGAGAAUGGAGACUGGGCACACAUGAUGACGGACACAGUUACCUUAAAUGUUGGUGGGCACUUGUACACCACAUCGCUGUCCACUCUGCAGCGUUAUCCAGACUCUAUGUUGGGCGCCAUGUUCCGUGGUGAUUUUCCAACCACGCAAGAUGCCCAGGGCAACUAUUUCAUAGAUCGGGAUGGUCCUCUAUUUCGUUACGUCUUGAACUUCCUACGAACCUCAAAACUGACACUACCAUGUGACUUCAAAGAGACAGAGCUCCUCAGGAAGGAAGCCGACUUCUACCAGAUAGAACCCUUGAUCCAGUGUUUAAGCGACACCAAACCUCUUUAUCCUCUGGACACUUUUGAGCAAGUGGUAGAGCUUUCGAGUACUCGUAAACUCUCCAAGUACUCAAAUCCAGUGGCUGUCAUUAUUACCCAACUCACCAUAACCACCAAAGUCCACUCGUUGCUUGAAGGUAUCUCCAACAACUUCACCAGAUGGAAUAAACACAUGAUGGAUACCAGAGACUUUCAAGUGUCAUUUACCUUUGGACCAUGCGACUACCAUCAGGAGGUCUCCCUUAGAGUGCAUUUGGUGGAGUACAUCUCCAAGCAAGGUUUCAUUAUUCGAAACACACGGGUACAUCAUAUGAGUGAACGUGCCAAUGAGAAUACAGUGGAACACCAUUGGACUUUCUGUAGAGUCGCACAGAAGGUUGAGGACUGAUUCAAUGCACUGCAGAUUCUGUUCCGUAACCUGUAAAUGGAGACGAAGGCUAAGGUAACCAAUAGAGUGCAACAGUGACCACUUACCGUUUCAGUUCUUUAUAGUAUUUUUCCCAUUAAUUUUUUACAUAGGCAUUUCGAAAAUUCUUCAUAAAGAGUUCUAAGCCAUGAACCAAACCAACCAGUUCUGAGAUGUUUCGCAACAAUACAAACUUUGAUUUGAUGCCAUGUCCACACUAAUCUGUUUUAGGUUGAAAAAUCAGUUUUCAGUUUAUUAACAUUAUCGUUUUCCACAAUAUGAAGUAAUGGAGAGUGUUUUGGAAAGACACUGUUUUCGGUGGAGGAAAACGGCAUUCUGCGUUUUCAAACUUUAAGCAUAAAUGUAUUUGAAAAGUGGAAAAAAUUGAAAAGUACAAGACUGUGUAGUUUAAUUAUUUUAUGCAGUAGCGAACUACUCUUCCUAUGUAGCACUGCGAAUUACAUAAUCGAAUCAGAAAUGACUGUAUAUUAUAAAACUGUUGAGUGUUGACUCUAUAAGUCAUUGAUUUAAGUAUACAAUAAAUUUGUUGUAUGAAUAUAGAAGUUGUUUGAAAGUGUAUCUACACUGAUUCGAUUUUGUCUCUUGAAAAAAAAGUUAUAGCUAAAAUCAAUUGCAAAUUAAUGAAUUACAUUUUUACUUCCACGGCUGUUGCGCUCUAUAAUUGACACAAUGAAAAUGUUCUUUGUGGUGUGUUUAUUUACCACUAUAGAAAAUAAUGUACAUAAGAAACCUGAGUUAAAAAAAAACAGUAUUUUUCCUUUUCACCAUACUAAAGUUCUAUUUUCCUUCAUUCUGGAAAAAGUGACCGCCUCCUACAAUGUCAUGUUUCCAAAUCUGUAUAUGCAAAAAUUCACUAUAUAUUAUUAAUAUAAUGCAUCGGUGUUAAAUUUAAAUUAUGUCACUGUUCAUAUGUAUUUAUAAUUUCUUUGCAGAUAUUUUGUAUUGUGAUUUUCAUAAACUGUAAAUUAUGGAGUCUUGGAAUGUGCUUGGUUUGCAUGAUUGUGUGGUAUCUGCACUAUAAUUUAUUUAUUUAUUAUUUAUUGUUAGUUAUAUUUCCUCCAUUUAAAUACGUGAAAAAUGAUUUGUAAUGUGCAUGUUGCAUAAUUUUUAGUAACGAUUAUCUUAUUUGUACAGGACUAGUUUUUCCUUUGGAGGUUAGGUACAUUUUAGUUUUCAAUUCCGUCCGAAUUGAAGACGUGUAUGUUUUCUCGCACAACUUUGGUAGAAAAUUACAGAGGAAACUGCCUACUGUUUUUCGCCAACUUUAGCUUCCUCUAAGAAAUCUAAUCCAUGCCAGAUAGGAAUGUCUGAGUGUGCAAUUUUUUUCACAACCCUUAUUUAUUUUUACUUAAUAAAUACAUUUAUUUAUUACAAAUGUUUGUUGAUUACAGUAAAUAAAGCUAAAUUUCUCAAUGCUGGUGCACCUUCAUGAAGGAUUUAGACCUUUUUGCCAACAUUCUGGGUGAAAUAACAUGGUUUAAGUACUGCCUGCUGGUGUCACAUUCGAUGUAAGAAAAGAAAAAAAUAGAAAGAGAAUUAAAUCAAAUCCCAUAUCCAAUCCCAGACUGAUCAAAAUAGCCAUUGUAGUAGCAGCAUUAAGUAUGUUCAUCAUCUUCAUUAACACCUUCCCUU
Molecule: messenger RNA, 3023 nt
Organism: Myxocyprinus asiaticus (Chinese sucker)
Lineage: Eukaryota; Metazoa; Chordata; Actinopteri; Cypriniformes; Catostomidae
Product: BTB/POZ domain-containing protein KCTD6-like
Exons: 3
Coding region: 639-1352 (237 amino acids)
Biological process (GO): protein homooligomerization
Molecular function (GO): protein binding
Source: RefSeq, a predicted model, not a curated record